Messenger RNA from Pocillopora meandrina, 1563 nucleotides. Lineage: Eukaryota; Metazoa; Cnidaria; Anthozoa; Scleractinia; Pocilloporidae. The record is from the annotation of a GenBank genome assembly.
AUGAUGACCUCUCAUCAAGAAGACCACAUGAAAGACGCUGAUGAAGUGAUUGUGUUGUGUAAGGGGCGUGUGCUGGAAGGAGGAAGUUUUCUUGAGUUGCAAGACAAAGGAAUCCUUAGUAACACUAUUGAUCCGCUCGACAAGAAGAUUUCAAAACACAAUACAGAUGAGAAGUUUGUAAGAGAGGAAGAAAAUGGAAGCGUUGGAGCUGCUCCCUGCUUCGCUGGGAUGGAAUCUCCGUCGAAAGAAACCAGGAGUCUUCUGAUGCCAAAAGAAGAUUGGGAAAUCGGAGUAAUUUCUUCCAAGCUUUACUGGAGUUAUUUAAGAAGCGGAAUGUCUUCUUGAAUGAUUUUGGCAAUAAUCCUUUUCUCCGUAACAGCCCAAGAUAAGACUUAAAAACGGCCUCUCAGAAAGAGUUUGCCAUGAUUGCACAAAUAUCAUUUUAGAGUCAAAAGUAAUCCAAGACUACAUUGCAUUUGCAGCCUGCUUUACUUCUCUCUGUAAUUAGAGGGCUUAAAUGGGGUUAACUGUUAGCCGUAAAACGGCCAAAAAAAGCUGUUAGGCGAAAAACUUGACAAAUUUGAGCCUCUAGAGGUAAAAAUCUUUCCUUUUUCCAAUGUGUCAUUUUGUGUGAUGUUGCCCUAAUAUUCUAACUAUUGGCCGUAGAGGUCCCUAUCCCAUGGAGACCCUCUGAUUAUUAGAGGAAAAUAUUUCUGAUCUCUAAAUGAAACAGCUGUACAAGCGGGCAGAGGUCUUUUCUAUUUAUCACAUCGUGAAAAUUUCAACAUUCCCAUCUAAUAUUGAACUACCAAUAAGGAUAAAAAAAUAUUGAAUUUGUUCCGGUUUGAAAUAAAUUGGAUGCACAAAUUGUUUCUUCAUCUUUCCUAUCGAGUGUCAGUGUGCGUGUGUCUCAAAGGUACAUCAAGUAAGCAAUCAAAAUCUUCGUUCCUUUUGAUACGAUUGAGAAUCAGCACAUGGAAACUUUUUGCCUUUACUUACUUUGCUUUCCCUUUCCUCCCAGGGAUGUUGGUUGCUCCUGACGUGUGGCUCUCGUUCAUGACAAAGCAACUCCCUCAAGAUCAGAAAGAUCAAUCAAACUUAGUUAUCUAUGGAUGUCUUGCUGUUGUAUCCCUCAUGUUUAUAUUGACAAGAACAUAUGUAUUACUCUCCUGCUUUUUGCGAUGCUCUAAGCGUCUUCAUGACAAGAUGGUCGUUGCUACUUUACAAGCUCCUUUUUUAUUCUUUGAUUCAAAUUCCGUGGGAAGAAUCCUUAAUCGAUUUCCCAAAGAUAUCGGUCAGUUGGACGAGCAGUUACCAAGGACGUUUCAACUAGCGAUCGACUCAACCUUAAAUGUGCUUGCACCACUAAUUGUCACGGCUGUUAUUAAUCCUUGGCUUAUUUUCAUACUUAUGCCAUUGAUUGUGGUUGCUAUACACCUGUCCACGUAUUAUUUUAAGACAUCCCAGGAACUUAAGAGGUUAGCGUCCAUAAGUCGUAGUCCAGUGUUCUCUCACAUUUCGGAGACCCUUGAUGGACUGGAAACGAUUCGAACCAGAGGGUGA